Messenger RNA from Oppia nitens, 1762 nucleotides. RefSeq lists its product as uncharacterized. The record is from RefSeq and is a predicted model, not a curated record. Lineage: Eukaryota; Metazoa; Arthropoda; Arachnida; Sarcoptiformes; Oppiidae. Gene Ontology annotation, molecular function: flavin adenine dinucleotide binding; oxidoreductase activity, acting on CH-OH group of donors. The transcript has 2 exons. The coding region runs from base 32 to 1762 and encodes 576 amino acids.
UCUACUUUGUUGGACAGUCGUAUUGGGUUAUAUGCCUCCCAUAUUACAACAACGACAAAUAAUACACAAUCGGUGGGUUAAUCAGUCGACUGAGCCAAUCACUUACGAUUACAUUGUGGUCGGCGGCGGUACGGCCGGCUGUGCUGUGGCCUGUCGUUUGGCUGCCCGUCCAGAGAAUAAGGUACUGCUUGUUGAGGCUGGAGGUGCACAACACGCACUGUUCAACGAUAUGCCCGGUGCCUAUGCAUACAAUUUACGUAUGAACAAUGAACAAUUUUGGCCAUACACAAGUGAACCGCAACCCGAAAUGAACUACCGUUCCCUGAAAGAAGUUCACGGUAAAGUACUGGGUGGCGAUUCAACGGUCAACGCUAUGGUUUACGGUCAUGGAUCACCCGUUUACUAUGACAGUAUACAGAAACAUACAGGCGCCCGUGGUUGGAGCUAUGCAGAGGUUUUGCCCUAUUUUAGGAAAGCCGAAAACUAUACGGAUCCGAGUGUUCAUAAUAAUAAAUAUCUGAAUCCAAAAAAUCCAAUACGAUUGACUCAACCGCACUCUACACCACCAAUACUUUACAAGUAUAUGGAAGCGGUCAGAGAGAUGGGUACAGUUAGUUUAGAUUCAGAUGUAUACUCAGGACCUUUGGCCACUAUAGGACCGGGAAUGUUUGCCGAUGGUGUUCGGUCGUCCAGUGCUAACGGGUAUAUCGAGUUUGGCCGACUGUGUCCUAAACUUCAUGUUCAGGCCAACACAGUUGCAACCAAAGUGCUCAUUGCUGGAGGUAGUGACAGACAAUCUCCCAGAGCAUAUGGCGUCCAGGUUUUCAAAAAUGGCACAUUAUCAACUGUUAACUGUUCCAGAGAGAUUAUCAUAUCUGCUGGUGGUUACGGUUCGCCACACCUGCUAAUGCUAUCGGGUAUCGGACCGCGAAAACAUUUAGUCCAACAUAACAUUAGACCCAUUUGGGCAGAUUUACCGGUUGGUAGUAGCUAUCAAAAUAGACCGGCCAUUAGCUUACUAUAUGAGAUCAACAAUGUCAGUCUCAUUGGACAUACACCUAAUCUGACUGAUCAGCAGAUUGACGAGUGUCUAACUAAUGGCAAGGGUCCAAUGUGUGACGCUCCCCGACUCUACAUUACGGUUAACUCUAAGUUAAAUAAACAAAUAAAUUAUACAGAUAUCAUCUAUUUUGGUAACGUUGUACCCGACAGUACAAAUAGCACGAAAAUUGUGGGCAAAACAUUUACAUUCCUAACCCGAUGUCAGAGUAAAGGCACAGUUAGACUCAGAUCCAGCAAUUGGCGCGAUUUACCUGUCAUUCAACCUAACUUAUUGAGACACCCGCGGGACAGACUACGCUUACUGGACGCGAUCGCACAGUUCUAUUAUACUGUAGAGAAAACAUCAUUCAAAAACUAUGCCUCAGUGCCCGUAAAGCCACAGAACUCAAAGUGUUCGUAUUGUAGACACCUUCCCGUAUGGAAAUGUACCAAAUAUCACAAGUGUUUGAUCCGUACAGACGCCACCACUGAGUACCACCCGCUCGGAGCCGUACCCUUUGGCGCUGCCAAUAGACCGGACUCUGUAUUAGAUGAAAGACUGCGCGUAAAAGGUAUACACGGACUGCGUGUGGCUGACACUUCGGUAAUGCCAGUCGGCAAUACCUAUACACCGAAUACUGGUCCGGCCAGUGUGGCAUUUAUGGUGGCCGAAAAAGCAGCCGAUAUGAUAUUGCAAGAUAAUGUUGGGUUAAAAUUAUGA